AUGUGUAAAUAUAAGGGCCAAGACGCUUCUUGCAAAAUCAUCCAGAGACUGGUAUCGAAAUCCGAAAUAAAUGAAAUCGUGCAAGCUCACAAUGAACUUAGACAACGUGUAGCAACUGGUAAAGAAGUCAACCAACCAGAGGCUUCCAAUAUGAGAAAAAUGAGUUGGGAUAAAGAACUUGCUGAAGUGGCUCAGAGAUGGGCAGAUCAGUGUAACUUUAAACAUGACUGUACACAAUGCCGGAAAAUUGAACGUUUCAGUGUGGGUCAGAAUCUUGCAAUUUCGAUGUCAUCGAAUGAUAACGCCACAGCUGAUUGGAGGAAAAUGAUACAUAAAUGGUACGAUGAAGUGAAAACCUUCUCCUCCUCCCACAUCAAUCCCUACAAAUUUGAUUCAAACUCAGGGCAUUACACUCAAGUGGUGUGGGCAAACACCUAUAAAGUAGGUUGUGGCUAUACAUAUUACAAAAACAACCAGUGGUAUACUAAGCUCUAUGUUUGCAACUAUGGUCCAACGUAA
Messenger RNA from Limulus polyphemus (Atlantic horseshoe crab), 519 nucleotides. RefSeq names its product CRISP/Allergen/PR-1-like. Bases 1 to 519 code for a protein of 172 amino acids. The record is from RefSeq and is a predicted model, not a curated record. Gene Ontology annotation, cellular component: extracellular region. The transcript is spliced from 4 exons. NCBI's taxonomy places the organism in Eukaryota, Metazoa, Arthropoda, Merostomata, Xiphosura, Limulidae.